GGCCUGGGGCUCGGCUUCCCCACGCCGGGUACUGUUUCCCAGGCAUCCCACGUGUCUGCCGUCCGCGAGCGCCUGUCAAUCAAGUGUUUUUCCCCGGCUGGGAACGGGUUUAAAGGCGGCUGCGGUGUAGAGCGCUCCCAUAGUGCCGCGCGGCGGGCGGGUUUGGAUUUUAAAUCCCCGCGGCCAAUCAGUGGCGCGCAGGCUCCUGUAACGUUCCCGGCGCCGCGUUUGAAUUCGAGGAGGAGCGCAGCGGUGCCAAGCAUUUGCCCAGACCCUACUAGGUCCGCGGAGCAACUCGGGGAACAUGAGUGCGGCGGCAACUGCAGGGAAGCUGGCGCGGGCACCAGCCGACCCAGGGAAAGCCGGGGUCCCCGGCGCUGCGGCUCCCGGGGCCCCGGCGGCCGCCCCGCCGGCGAAAGAGAUCCCGGAGGUCCUAGUGGACCCGCGCAGUCGCCGGCGCUAUCUGCGGGGACGCUUUCUGGGGAAAGGCGGCUUUGCCAAGUGCUUCGAGAUCUCGGACGCGGACACUAAGGAUGUGUUCGCGGGCAAGAUCGUGCCUAAGUCGCUGCUGCUCAAGCCACACCAGAAAGAGAAGAUGUCCAUGGAGAUAUCCAUUCACCGCAGCCUCGCCCACCAGCACAUCGUGGGCUUCCACGGCUUUUUCGAGGACAGCGACUUCGUGUUCGUGGUGUUGGAGCUCUGCCGCCGGAGAUCUCUCCUGGAGCUGCACAAGCGGAGGAAAGCCCUGACUGAGCCCGAGGCCCGCUACUACCUGCGGCAGAUCGUCCUUGGCUGCCAGUACCUGCACCGCAACCGGGUUAUUCACCGGGACCUCAAGCUGGGCAACCUCUUCCUGAACGAGGAUCUGGAGGUGAAAAUAGGGGAUUUUGGACUGGCAACCAAAGUGGAAUAUGACGGGGAGCGGAAGAAGACCCUGUGUGGGACUCCUAAUUACAUAGCUCCUGAGGUGCUGAGCAAGAAAGGGCACAGUUUCGAGGUGGACGUGUGGUCCAUUGGGUGCAUCAUGUAUACCUUGUUAGUGGGCAAACCGCCUUUUGAGACCUCUUGCCUAAAAGAGACCUACCUCCGGAUCAAGAAAAAUGAAUACAGUAUUCCCAAGCACAUCAACCCCGUGGCCGCCUCCCUCAUCCAGAAGAUGCUUCAGACAGAUCCCACUGCCCGCCCAACCAUUCACGAGCUGCUCGAUGAUGAGUUUUUUACUUCUGGCUAUAUCCCUGCCCGUCUCCCCAUCACCUGCCUCACUAUUCCACCAAGGUUUUCAAUCGCUCCCAGCAGCCUGGACCCCAGCAACCGGAAGCCUCUCACAGUCCUCAAUAAAGGCGUAGAGAACCCUAUGCCCGAGCGGCCCCGGGAAAAAGAGGAACCAGUGGUCCGGGAGACCAGUGAGGCUGUCGACUGCCACCUUGGUGACAUGCUGCAGCAGCUACACAGCGUCAAUGCCUCCAGGCCCUCAGAGCGGGGGCUGGUGAGGCAAGAGGAGGCUGAGGAUCCCGCCUGCAUCCCCAUCUUCUGGGUCAGCAAGUGGGUGGACUAUUCGGACAAGUACGGCCUCGGGUACCAGCUGUGUGACAACAGUGUGGGGGUGCUCUUCAAUGACUCUACACGCCUCAUCCUCUACAAUGACGGUGACAGCCUGCAGUACAUAGAGCGUGACGGCACCGAGUCCUACCUCACCGUGAGUUCCCAUCCCAACACCCUGAUGAAGAAGAUCACCCUCCUUAAGUAUUUCCGAAACUACAUGAGCGAACACUUGCUGAAGGCGGGUGCCAAUAUCACGCCCCGGGAAGGUGAUGAGCUAGCACGGCUACCCUACCUGCGGACCUGGUUUCGCACCCGCAGCGCCAUCAUCCUGCACCUCAGUAAUGGCUGUGUGCAGAUCAACUUCUUCCAGGACCAUACCAAGCUCAUCCUGUGCCCACUGAUGGCAGCUGUGACCUACAUCGACGAGAAGCGGGACUUCCGCACGUACCGCCUGAGCCUCCUGGAGGAGUACGGCUGCUCCAAGGAGCUGGCCAGCCGGCUCCGCUACGCCCGCACCAUGGUGGACAAGCUGCUGAGCUCGCGCUCGGCCACCAACCGCCUCAAGGCCUCCUCGUAGCCCUCCCUCCCCUCCGGACUGGUGCCCUUCCUCCCCCGACCAGCACCUUGGUCCAUACUGGUUAGCUCCCAUGGUGCUUGUUUUUGUAAAGUGCCCCCAGCCCUGGGGGCUGGGGAGAAAACUAUAUCAUCUUUGUAGGUGGGGGUUGCUACGUAAGUUAUUUUUGUACAUGUUCGGGUGUGGGUUCUGUGGCCUCUUCCCCUUCCUUCUCAACCCCACCGUAUGAAUUGUACAGAAUAUCGCUGUUGAAUUCGGGACUGUCCUCUCCUUGCCUUUAUACACAUUAAACACAUGGGAAUCUUC
This is a messenger RNA of Diceros bicornis minor, 2422 nucleotides long. RefSeq names its product polo like kinase 1 (gene PLK1). The transcript is spliced from 10 exons. Gene Ontology annotation, molecular function: protein binding; ATP binding; protein serine/threonine kinase activity. Gene Ontology annotation, cellular component: cytoplasm; spindle pole; nucleus. Bases 305 to 2119 code for a protein of 604 amino acids. NCBI's taxonomy places the organism in Eukaryota, Metazoa, Chordata, Mammalia, Perissodactyla, Rhinocerotidae. The record is from RefSeq and is a predicted model, not a curated record. Gene Ontology annotation, biological process: regulation of cytokinesis; protein phosphorylation; mitotic cell cycle.